Wasmannia auropunctata (little fire ant) is the source of this 1071-nucleotide messenger RNA. Its product is annotated as probable GDP-L-fucose synthase. Lineage: Eukaryota; Metazoa; Arthropoda; Insecta; Hymenoptera; Formicidae. Gene Ontology annotation, molecular function: GDP-L-fucose synthase activity. The record is from RefSeq and is a predicted model, not a curated record. The transcript has 5 exons. Bases 1 to 891 code for a protein of 296 amino acids.
AUGUUCUCUGUGAUCUUGAUGGAUGUGGAGUUCCACACCCACGGGAUCUCUGGGUGCGGAAAGCUCCAUACCCUCCAUAAGGAGGUCUCCGUCUCUGUAUCUCAAUUCAAUUUUAUUUUAACGUUUUUAAUCUCGUCUGAUUUUAAUGUCAUUUUGUUCCUCUCGUUGCAGCGAAAUAACAUACGCAUGAACGACAAUGUUCUGCAAACCGCCCACGAGUGUGAUGUCGCGAAGGUUGUCUCGUGCCUCUCCACCUGUAUAUUUCCCGAUCGGAUAUCUUAUCCAAUAGAUGAAACUAUGGUUCAUAACGGACCACCACAUCCCUCGAAUUACGGUUACAGUUACGCCAAGCGACUGAUAGACAUUGCUAACAGAGGUUACUACGAUCAGCACGGCAGAUUGUACACCAGUGUCAUUCCUUGUAACAUAUUCGGCCCGCACGACAAUUUUCAACCCGCCGCCAGUCACGUGAUACCUGGUUUAAUGCGACGACUUUACGACUUGUGCAAAGAUGGUGGAAACACAGAGGACAAGGUGUUUACUGUAUUGGGCUCUGGUAAACCUUUGAGGCAAUUCAUCUACAGCAUGGACUUAGCAAAAUUAAUAAUUUGGGCGCUGCGUGAAUACGAUUCUGUGGAACCAAUCAUACUGUCAGUGGACGAAACGCAGGAGAAGUCGAUAGCACAGGUGGCGGAGACGCUGGCGCGAGCUUUCGACUUCAAGGGCCGGAUAGCGUACGACACAUCGGCAGCGGAUGGACAGUACAAGAAAACGGCGAGCAACGCAAAGUUACGAAAGUACUUGCCUGACUUUGAGUUCACGCCUUUCGAGCGAGCGAUCAAAGACACUGUUGAUUGGUAUAUAAAAAGCUACGAUCAAGCGAGGAAUUGAAGUAGUGGGAGUUGUAAGAGAGUUUUCAUUAAUUUUAUACCUCAAAAAACUUUAUAUAAAGUUUUACACCUCAAGAUAUACUCCAAUUACAGGUUCAUUGUAAUUCGAACAUGAUACUGAACAACGAUUAUUUGUUAAUUACUUAUGAAUAAUAAGACUGAAAAGUUGUUGACGGAUGGC